GUCACCGGCUUUAAUGGCAGGCAUCGGCGUGUUGGUUGUCGUACUGGUUGUAGUAGGAAUAGGUGUUGCCGUAGUGAUGCUUCGAAGACGAGGAAUUAUUCCUGCUCGUUUGAAGAAUAGAGCCCCCAAUAGGAAGGGUGAUAAGCAUGACGGCAUGUUGCCAAAUGCAGCGUCUAAUGUAGCAAGAGUCCAUAAAUCUAUGGUUAACCCUAACUACUUUGUACUUGAAAAACAAACCGAGUCAGUGAUCGAACAAAUCGAUCGUUACAACAAAUCAGAGGAUCUUGAGACAGACAUUAUUGAUGAGAACAUUUACCAUUCUAUUGAUGAACCGGCGGCGGAACUGCGUGGGAACGUCAAAGGCGACUGUUGGGAUUAUGAUUUCACCACUGACGGAGCCGCAACAUCUCGUGGUAUAACCCAUGACAAUGUAUACAAUAAACUGAAACUUGACCGCCAGGGUAACUAUGAAAAUGUUAAGCGAUCAUGUCAGAUUAAUAAUAUCACGGCACACAACGAUUACGAUACGACUGCAACUCUUAAGGCGAUACGUCUUCAUGGACACGACGACUAUGACCAUGUGGGUGGCAUGGGGCAUUUUUCUGCUCUCUCGUCAAGCGGUGACGACAAUACUCAGCAGUGAAGUUCGCGACGCAUGCACGAGCCUCAGUCGCAGAAUUGGACAAGCGUGAUGACAGUAAUGGGCAAAAUCCGUUCGUCACAGUUUAAGUAGUCAACGACAACAGAGAUAUGUUGGCCUCGUACAAAUUAAUAAAUGAACACGGGUUCUUCAUGUUACUGCAGGAGUUAUUACCACGUACAUUUUAACGGAUCUGUGAUGUACGAUAAUACCUCAUUACUCUUACAAUUUAUUUGAUGUGUAUCAUUAACAUUAUAUUUAAGUAUGCUUGUAAAUAGUGAAAGAUUGAAUAAUGAGUCAAUUCUGUUCCUAGGAUGUAAAACCAUGCAAACCCUGAGACGAAUUUACCAGACGUUCAACCAUUUCUAAGGCAACUCAGUACACCUACUUUCUAUGGGCAAAUUGUUUAUUCUCUAAUGUGGUUGUGAAUUAUAUUUUUGACGAAGGUAAGACAACAUUGUGCAUACAUUAUAUUAUGUUGAAUCGCAAUUUAGACAAACACACUACUGUUUCCCAGUAUUAUGGGGUUAAACGGUAAAUGGAAUAGCUUGUUCUCAAGGUCAAAUAUUCAAACACGUCACGAUAAAGAACAUCAUGAUAAUACAGCGUGUUAUCUCAUGCACAUAACAAAUGU
Dreissena polymorpha is the source of this 1274-nucleotide messenger RNA. RefSeq lists its product as uncharacterized. The record is from RefSeq and is a predicted model, not a curated record. The transcript has 2 exons. The coding region runs from base 14 to 643 and encodes 209 amino acids. Lineage: Eukaryota; Metazoa; Mollusca; Bivalvia; Myida; Dreissenidae.